AUGGACAUAUUACUUUCACUACCAAUCGUUUCGUACUUCCUCGCUCCUGCCAUGACCUCGUGGACUACUUCUCUCAACCUCCUUUUCUUCUACAUGACCUGGACCACCCUCGUCCUCUCUCACGGCCCUCUCAAGAUCGAACUUCUCGGCACCCUCGCUCUUCGCAUCUUCCUUUGGCUGCUUCCAUCGCUGCUCUUCCUUCUUUUCGACACUCUCCUCCCAUCUCUCGCAGAGUCCAUCAAAACAGCAGGAUCAGCGGCUCUCCCUCCAACUCACGGCCCGACCCUCAUCAAGACGCUUCUCUUAGCCCUCUUCAACCUCAUCGUUGCCGCCGGUCUUGAAGGAGGUGUAAGUCUAGCAUGGGCAUCCUACUUCCACGAACCGCUCUUCAGAGCAUCUUCGGCUCUGCCGUUACCAUUCCAGCUGGUUAAGCAUAUGGCCCUUCUCAUCGCCGCCCGCGAGGUCCUGACUUUCUACAUCCACACCCGCGUCCUCCACAGCCGCGGUCACCGCUUCACCAGUACCCGCAUCGGCAAGCUUCACACCUCUUACGCCCACGCCCGCGCCGCGCCGCCCUUCUCCCUGAUGGCCUACGCCGACCACCCCAUUCCCUUCAUCCUCCACCGCAUCGUUCCCGUCUUCCUCCCGGCACUCGCUCUCCGCCCGCACCUGCUGACCUACUUCCUUUUCGUCGGCUUCUGUACCGCCGAAGAGACACUCGCGAUGUCCGGCUACAGCAUCGUCCCAGGAAUCAUCAUGGGUGGUAUCACGCGCCGCACGGCAAUCCACUACGCCGGCAAGGGCGACGGCAACUACGGCGCCUGGGGCGUGAUGGAUUGGGCUCACGGCACGAGCUGCGGGCAGGACGUCAUCGACGACAUGCGCGCCGAAGCGGAGAAACACCGUCUCAAGCAGCGCGGAGAGAGGGCGGCCAGUGACGGAGCCAACUUUCUGCAGGACGGUAUUCAGGAGUUGAAGAAGGGUCGCGGUCGCAAGGGAAAGAAGCAGAACAGCCAGUGA
Molecule: messenger RNA, 1020 nt
Organism: Colletotrichum karsti
Lineage: Eukaryota; Fungi; Ascomycota; Sordariomycetes; Glomerellales; Glomerellaceae
Product: sterol desaturase family protein
Exons: 1
Coding region: 1-1020 (339 amino acids)
Biological process (GO): ergosterol biosynthetic process
Molecular function (GO): iron ion binding; C-4 methylsterol oxidase activity
Source: RefSeq, a predicted model, not a curated record